AUUAUGUAAUCACUAAUCAGCGAUCUAAAUCUGUUUAUAAUUCGCCGGACGACUGUAUGUAAAUAAAAGUCGUCACCGAUCAUUUUGACCAAUCUUCCAUAAAAUCCCCAAAACCCUCUCACCAAACAAAAAAAAAGCCUUAGUUGUCAAAACCCAAUGUCCAUCUUUCUUCUCUUCAUCAGCUUCGUUGUCUUCUCUGUCGCUGACCUCCCGUCGUGCUUCUCCGUCGACCAACAGUACGAGAAGUGUCGCUCAGGUCUGACAUGUGGAUCUGGACAUCAGGUGUUCGAGAAUUACACCACGUACCCGUUCUGGGGAUCCCAGAAACCCAAAUUCUGCGGCCAAUCACCAUUCGAACUCUCCUGCGACGGUAAUCAAAACCUAACUCUAGCGAUCGGGGAUCUCACACUUCGCGUUGUUUCUGCUAAUCUGGAGGAUCAGACUAUUUCCGCCGCCGAUGAUAGCUUGUUAAACGGAGGUUGCCCAGAGAUUUGGAACUUCACCGGGGAGAAUCAGUUCACAUUAGACUCCAAUACCGAGAAGAUCGAUCUAUUCAUUUGCUCCUCUAAUCCCGGGAAAGCUUCGUUGUCAAAUUUUACUUGCGAAGGAAGCCAGGAGACUUCGACAACAUACCAUGUCUUUGUAUCACCGGAUUUUGGCCGAAACUGUACAAAAUUUGGAGACGUUCCGAUGCUCAGGUCUGUUAAGGACCAUCUUCACAUUCGGGGGUCAAAUCUAACAUUGGAGAACGCUUUGAGAAAAGGAUUCGGUUUGAGUUACCGAUUAAAAGAUACAUCUUGCCGGCAAUGCUCCGACUCCCGGGGAAUUUGUGGUUCCGACUCAGGUUCCGAGAGUUUCCGAUGUCUAUGUGAGGACAAACCUCACAUCUCCUCCUGCGACGAUGAAGAUGGCAUUAACCCUACCCAAGCAACUCAAACCCUCUCUCUUGAUCCAAAGUUCAAGGCUUGUGAGCCGAAAUCAUGUGGCAAAGGUCCCGAGAUCUCUUAUCCAUUCUAUUUAUCUGGAAAGCAAGAAUCUUUUUGUGGUUAUCCGAGUUUUGAACUCGCUUGUGAUGAUAAACAAAAGCUCCCUGUUCUCGGGAUCUCCGGUGAGGAAUACGUCAUCAAGAACAUAUCUUACUUGGCACAGUCAUUUCAGGUCGUGAACUCAAAGGCGUUACAUGAUGAUCCAUGUCCCAGCCCUCUGCACAAUCUUACCCUGCAUAGGACUCCUUUCUUUGUGAACCCUUCUCAUAUCAACUUCUCCAUACUUUACAAUUGCUCCGAUCACCUGCUGGAGGAUUUUAGGACAUACCCUCUUACUUGUCCUGGCAACACGAGUCGAUCUUUUGGGAUCUUUGACAGGAAGAAACUUGAAAAAGAGAAAAAAAUUGCAUCCAUGUCGUGCCAGAAACUAGUCGAUGUUCCUGUUUUAGCUAGUGACGAGUCUGAUGUGAUGGGUAUGACUUAUGUUGAGAUAUUGAAGAGGGGUUUUGUUCUGAAUUGGACUGCAAACAGUUGCUUCCGCUGCAUCACCAGCGGCGGGAGAUGUGGAACUGAUCAACAAGAAUUUGUUUGCUUGUGUCCUGAUGGACCUAAGAUUCAUGAUACUUGCACGAAUGGCAAAAAUGGUAAAAGAAGAAGAGUGAUGGUGAAAAUUCUCAUAGGUGCUUCCGCUGCCGUCGCGGGAUUAAUAGCUGCGAGCAUCUUUUGGUAUGUGUAUCAUCGUAGAAAAACAAAAAGUUACAGAACUUCUUCAGCAUUGCUUCCAAGAAACAUCUCAUCAGAUCCAUCUUCAAAGUCUUUUGACGUUGAGAAAGCAGAGGAACUAUUAGUCGGAGUUCAUCUUUUCUCUUACGAAGAGCUUGAAGAAGCCACUAAUAACUUCGACCCAUCUAAAGAACUCGGUGAUGGAGGCUUUGGUACUGUUUAUUACGGCAAGCUUAAAGAUGGAAGAAGCGUAGCUGUGAAAAGGUUAUACGAUAACAACUUCAAAAGAGCAGAGCAAUUCAGGAACGAAGUUGAGAUCUUAACUGGUUUACGCCAUCCAAACCUCGUGGCUCUCUUUGGAUGCUCUUCAAAACAGAGCCGGGACUUACUGCUAGUGUAUGAGUAUGUUGCAAACGGCACGUUAGCUGAUCAUCUACAUGGUCCACAGGCUAACCCGAGCUCACUUCCUUGGUCUAUUCGGCUCAAGAUCGCUGUUGAAACUGCAUCUGCGUUGAAGUAUCUCCACGCCUCCAAAAUCAUCCACCGUGAUGUUAAAUCCAACAACAUCCUUCUCGACCAAAACUUCAAUGUCAAGGUUGCGGAUUUUGGACUCUCUAGACUGUUUCCUAUGGAUAGAACGCAUGUAUCAACCGCUCCACAAGGAACCCCAGGCUACGUAGACCCGGAUUACCACUUAUGCUAUCAACUCUCAAACAAAAGCGACGUGUACAGCUUUGCGGUUGUGUUAGUGGAGCUUAUCUCUUCGCUUCCAGCAGUCGACAUCACAAGACCGCGCCACCAGAUCAACCUCUCAAACAUGGCAGUUGUUAAAAUCCAGAACCACGAGCUCCGCGACAUGGUGGAUCCAUCACUCGGGUUUGAUACGGAUACAAGAGUGAGACAGACGGUGAUCGCCGUCGCUGAGCUGGCAUUCCAAUGCUUACAGUCGGAUAAAGAUCUUAGGCCAUGUAUGUCACACGUGCAGGAUACGUUGACGAGGAUACAGAACAAUGGGUUUGGUUCGGAAAUGGAUGUUGUAGAUGUGAACAAGAGUGGACCGUUGGUUGCACAGUCUCCUGAUAGUGUCAUUGUGAAAUGGGACAACAGUAGUAACAAUUUCUCCUCAACUUCAAGUUUCCUCCAUAGUGAUCACAACAUCGCUGAUGAGACCAAGAAGAGAAAAGCUUUGUUACAUACUUUGUCUUCAUCAGAGAAUAGCGGCGUAUCUGAUAGUACGAAUGUUAUUACCACUGAAACCGGUUCUAUGAGAAGAGGUAAGAGGUUGAAGAAGAAGAAGGAAGUAGAAGACGAGAAAGAGAGAGAAGUUGUUCAUGUGAGAGCCAGAAGAGGCCAAGCCACUGAUAGCCACAGCUUAGCAGAACGGGUUCGGCGAGGGAAAAUAAACGAGAGAUUGAGAUGCUUGCAAGAUAUGGUUCCCGGAUGUUAUAAGGCUAUGGGAAUGGCUACGAUGCUUGACGAGAUAAUUAAUUAUGUCCAGUCUCUACAGAAUCAAGUCGAGUUCCUCUCGAUGAAACUCACUGCAGCAAGUUCGUUUUAUGACUUUAACUCAGAGACCGAUGCAGUUGAUUCCAUGCAGAGAGCAAAGGCACGUGAGACAGUGGAGAUGGGGAGACAAACAAGAGAUGGGAGUCCUGUCUUCCAUUUAUCAACAUGGUCCCUUUGACUUUUGUUUUCUCUUUUCUCUUUUCUCUUUUUCUUCUUUUUUUAUUUGUUUUCGAAAUUAUUCUUAUAUUUAUUUGGAUGCGAUAUGUCAUAUAUACGACCCAACUUGGGAUAGUAUUUGUAAUCUGUAUACUUGUAAUUUCGACGUUAUAAACUUGUUGGUGGCUUAUAUUGGCUAUUGUCAUGUAAAUAUCUCAGUUGUCCUCUUCCUUUUCGUAUUGUUACUUUGUUGUUUGGCACCUUCUGUUUUUUUCUUUCGCUUAUGUAAGUGUCCCUUAUAAGUUAUGAAAUCAGAAAUUUAACACCAAAUAAAGAAAAUGUUUUUUU
This is a messenger RNA of Arabidopsis arenosa, 3719 nucleotides long. NCBI's taxonomy places the organism in Eukaryota, Viridiplantae, Streptophyta, Magnoliopsida, Brassicales, Brassicaceae. The record is from the annotation of a GenBank genome assembly.